Setaria italica (foxtail millet) is the source of this 1048-nucleotide messenger RNA. RefSeq names its product protein LIKE COV 1. The transcript has 5 exons. Gene Ontology annotation, cellular component: Golgi apparatus. The record is from RefSeq and is a predicted model, not a curated record. The coding region runs from base 41 to 958 and encodes 305 amino acids. NCBI's taxonomy places the organism in Eukaryota, Viridiplantae, Streptophyta, Magnoliopsida, Poales, Poaceae.
ACACGCCGUCCUGCCGCUGGCCUGGAUCAGGGAGCGCAAGAUGGCCGGGAGGGAGAGGGACCGGGAGCUGCUCCUCCCGGUGGUGGCCGGCGAGCACGCCGCCAGCGACGACGGCGACUCCGAGCCGACCACACCCGUCAUGGCCGGCCCGCCGCCGCCGCCAGCGUCGUUGCGCGAGCUACACCUGCACCACCACCCCACCGGCAUCGAGGCAUUGUCAAGAGUGAUUCGGAGCUGGGCAUGGAAGAAGUUCAUGUCUGGAUGCGUCAUCCUGCUCCCGAUCGCCAUCACCUUCUACACGACGUGGUGGUUCAUCCGCUUCGUCGACGGCUUCUUCUCGCCCAUCUACGUCCACCUCGGGAUACACCUCUUCGGUCUGGGGUUUGUCACCUCCAUCACCUUCAUCUUCCUCAUCGGCGUGUUCAUGUCGUCGUGGCUGGGCGCCUCGCUCCUCGGCCUCGGUGAGUUCUGCAUCAAGAGGAUGCCCCUCGUGCGCCACAUCUACUCGGCUUCCAAACAAAUCAGCACCGCGAUAUCACCAGACCAGAGCUCGAGAGCCUUCAAGGAGGUGGUGAUCAUCCGGCACCCAAGGAUCGGCGAGUACGCGCUGGGCUUCAUCACGUCCACGGUGGCGCUGCGCGGCGCCGGAGUCCGCGGCGACCAGGACCUCGCCUGCGUCUACGUGCCGACCAACAACCUCUACCUCGGCGACAUCUUCCUCAUGAGCCGCGCCGACGUCAUCAUCCCGGACCUCUCCGUCCGGGAGGCCAUCGGUAGUCAACUUCUUUCUCCUUGUGCCUACGGUGUUUUCAUGGAGAACUUUGAAGUUCUUGAUCUGAGUUCAUCUGAAUCGGGGAAUUUGUUGCAGAGAUUGUUCUCUCUGGCGGCAUGUCGGUGCCCAAGAUCAUAUCCGCGGUGGAGGGUGCCGUCGGCCUCGGCGACCAUGGCUGUGCGAUGAAGGACUCCUAGAACACUCUUCUUCCCUCCUGGCAGUUGACGGUAUAACUUGCAAGCAGCUGUGUGGUAUCCAAGGAUUCUGAUGUUUACA